GAAGGUAGGAGCGGCAGCCCAGGCAGGAGGACGAGGAGGAGGAGGAGCCGUCGCAGGAUGAAGGAUCGGACUCAGGAGCUGCGGAGUGCGAAAGACAGUGACGAUGAGGAGGAGGUGGUCCAUGUGGAUCGGGAUCACUUCAUGGAUGAGUUCUUUGAACAGGUGGAGGAGAUCCGGGGCUGCAUCGAGAAGCUGUCGGAGGAUGUGGAGCAAGUGAAAAAACAGCACAGCGCCAUCCUGGCCGCCCCCAACCCGGAUGAGAAGACCAAACAGGAGCUGGAGGACCUCACUGCAGACAUCAAGAAGACCGCCAACAAGGUUCGGUCCAAAUUGAAAGCGAUCGAGCAAAGCAUCGAGCAGGAGGAGGGGCUGAACCGUUCCUCCGCGGACCUGCGCAUCCGCAAGACCCAGCAUUCUACACUCUCCCGGAAGUUCGUGGAAGUAAUGACCGAAUAUAACGCGACCCAGUCCAAGUACAGGGACCGCUGCAAGGACAGGAUCCAGCGGCAGCUGGAGAUCACCGGAAGGACCACAACCAACGAAGAGCUGGAAGACAUGCUGGAGAGCGGGAAGUUGGCCAUCUUCACUGACGAUAUCAAAAUGGACUCCCAGAUGACGAAGCAGGCGCUGAAUGAGAUCGAGACGAGGCACAACGAGAUCAUCAAACUGGAAACCAGCAUCCGCGAGCUGCACGACAUGUUUGUAGACAUGGCCAUGCUCGUGGAAAGCCAGGGCGAGAUGAUUGACCGAAUUGAAUACAACGUGGAACAUUCCGUGGACUACGUGGAGCGAGCUGUGUCUGACACGAAGAAAGCCGUGAGAUAUCAGAGCAAGGCCCGGAGGAAGAAAAUCAUGAUCAUCAUUUGCUGUGUGGUGCUGGGGGUGGUCUUGGCGUCAUCCAUUGGGGGGACGCUGGGCUUGUAGGCCCACCACCCCUACCUCCCCCAGACCCUUCCCCCACCACAUUGGGAGCAAUACCCCCACGACCCCUUUCACUCCAUCCCCUGCUCCAGGCUCACCCCCAAGACAGACCCAGGCAGCCCUCUCCUUACCCCACCCCCCCAUCAGACCCUGGAGUCCCUGGACCUCACUGCACCAUGGACCCUCCCCCCACAUAAAUAGCAGCAGGCGUGAUUACACAUGCACACCAACAUGCAUGCCGCCGGCACGUGCUCGAGACGAGUGGACACCCCAGCCUGUGUGUGUGCGUUCACAGGUGUGUGUAGAAGCACCACAGCACCCUUCUUGCCCCCACCUUGUCUGUGUGUCGUCUUAGCGUUCCCCUUCGCUCGGUUGUUGUGUAGACGUGGCCGGGAUCACACAGCAGCCACCAAGCCCUGCUCUGUCUUCUGUGAAUAGGUGUGUGUGUCCACAGAUCUGUGGACACAGAAUUUGUGUACAUGGAAUUUUGUGUUGGAGUGUUUGAAUCUAAUGCAAUAGUACUUCUUCCACUGACACCCCCGCCCCCACACCUGCUAUAAACGGGCAGGUUGUGCGUGUGCAGAUGGUCCUUCCCAGAGGAUCCAGGUAGGCCCAAGUUCACGGGCCAUGGCAGGAGCCCCACUGAGAUGUGGAGCAAAUCUUCCUGGUUUAGUCACCCCAGGCCUGGGUCCCGUGGGAAAGUGUGAGUGUGUGUGUGUGUGUGUGUGUGUGUGUGUGUGUGUGUGUUGUGAGCCUUGGAGUUGAGCCAACAUGAGUGGAAGCGUACACGUAUAAAUAACCUCGCUUGGCUUGUAUAUACAUGUGCAUUUCCCAGCAGGUGAUGCGAGAACUGUGUGUGUCUCAGGAUCUGCCUGAAGUGCUGGCAGGUCUCCCCAGACAGAGCAUCUGUGCUGCCCCCGGACACAGCUGGGCGGGCACAGGACGCUGUUUGGACGGUCCGUGUGAGCGUGUGUGUGUGCACUGGCACGGAGGCUUGCUCCACGGUGUUUGUCCCGUUUAUAUAUGCGCACACGCUUCUCUUUAAGGUCUCGCGCCCCAUCCAGGCUUGUCUAUGAACAUUGAUUUACCCCUCCCUCUCUCCCCGGAGCUGCUGCCAGCAUCUGGUCAUGGCCACACGCUGCAACAUCAACGUUGUGCAACUGGCACAUCCUGCCCUGCCAGGCGCCAGAGCCCCUGACACACAGCCGGGCGCUUCUCUUCCUCUGUGUCCCGGCCAGAGGACAGGCCUGCACCCGUGAGGGCUGGGACACGUGUGCUCACUCAUGCCCAGGCUCAGGAGGCCUCGUGGAGGUGACCACACCCAGGCACACAGCACCACACUGGAGCACACGUGCAUGCUACCAUGGGCAUGGCGCCCAUUUGCACAUGUAUGCCUCCUGAAGGGACAGCGUGAGGACAUCAGUGACAAGGCCAGUGUGGAGAGUCACCCCAGACAGCUAGGGAAUGAGCGCAUCCCUGCCUUCCGCACACUUAUCUCAGAAUAUGGGUCUCCCUCGCCCCGUUUGAUGCUCUGGGCUUCGUCUCAGGGGCCUUGGUUUGGGGAGCUGUUUGUCGCAGGUGCACUGGAGUGGCCAGUGUGGCAGCAGCCACUCGGGAUGGGCUAAGUCCCGGGAUCCAUCCCCGGACACCUUUGCUGAAAUGUCUGCCAUCGCUGCUCCCCAGCCAGGGUGAGACUGAGGGUGGGCACAGGCCCGGGUUUCUGAUGGUGCGGAGAGGGCCUGCUCCUCCCUUGUGUAGGCGACACAUGCUCAUGGGCUCGUGCGUUUGGUGGCUGGUGGGAGGUGCAUGAGCCAGGACAAUGUCAGAAGCCCCCGCACUCCGUGGCUGAGGAACACGGACCCACAAAUACAGGACUGAACACACAAGGACAGGAUGUGCCCUGCCCUCGGGGUGGGCAUCCAUGUGCACAGGACAAAGGACUCAGGGCUGUGUGCAGAUCAUUUCCCAGGAUUCCACUUUAUGUGAAGCGUGUGUGUGUGUGUGUGUGUGUGUGUGUGUGUGUGUGUGAGACAAUGCAGAUGUGACCUGGGACACAUACCCUCCGACCCCCAUGCCAGCCCUUCCCUGCCUGGCUGUUUGGGCUCUGCUUGUGUGUGGCCAAUCGGUGUAAACCCCGAGCUGUGCUGUCCUGAAGAGGGGCGCCUGACUGCAUUCCCAGAAUGCCCUUCUGCAGGACAGGAAGUGGCCCUGUGUCUGCCGGCAGCCCUCCCGCUCCCUUUUCCCUUCUUUGGGGAUGUCAGAGAGGACCCUAGCACUCCCCCGCCUCCCCCUUUCCUUCCGGUUGCCUGGCCAGCACACCCUUCCGCCCAGGUGUUUCCCGUUUCCCCGCACUCCCACAGCCUGGGGCCGCCAGGAGGCUGGAGCCAGGGCUGGAGCCUGUCAGCUGCCUCCUCGAGUGUGUUAGGCCCACAGCUGCCCAUCCCAGCGUCAGACCGGAGGACCCCGAGGUCUGCUGUGCCCCAGCCUCCACAAGUCCCAGCCUCACAUGAUGUGUCUGCGUGUUGGCUGCUGUGUCCCGUGUGUUCUGGAGUGUUGUCUGGGGGGAUGUCUUUUACGUGGUCUUGGAGGCGUGUGUGCUGCCCACCCUCCACACCUACAACCAUGUGUGCCCGUGGGUGGUCCCGGGCCUGGCCAGGGCUCACCGCUUCCCUUUCCCUUCCCCCUUUCGCCCUAGCUCUGCCUCUCACAAAGCACACUGCGCGUGUCCAUCCCAUGUGCCUGUGGGUCGAUGCACGCUCAUGCCACGCCUUGAGCGUGUGUACAUGAUGUGUUCUAUGCAUUCACCCUGCCCCCCAGCCUGCCCCGCAAAGGACAAGAUGGUGGCCCCCGGCUCCCUUCCACCCCACCUGCCCCCUGCCCGCUGUGCAGCCGUGUGCGUUGGCGUGUGUUUCCGUGUCGCUGGCGUGUCACGUGAUGUAGCUGUGUUUGCUGACAUGAGCCCGCCCCCUCUGUUUCUCCUUUGGUUUCUAGAGCACUUUCCCUCGCCUCUCCAGAGGGGACAGGACUCUAGGGGCCUGGCUGGGGGCCCAGAGCCAGGCCGCCCUCUCCUGUUCGCCCUCAGAGACCCAUUUCUCUCUAUUGGUGACCAAGUUGCAAAUGGAUCAAACACAGGAAAAUUCUGCCCUCUCCCCAGCCCUGCAUGUCCUGUCCCCAGAGCCCCCUACCCCCACCCUGGGCCGGGUUGGGCCCCGUGGAACGGGAGAAAUAGCAACCAAUCCAACAGCGGG
Myotis davidii is the source of this 4169-nucleotide messenger RNA. RefSeq names its product syntaxin 1B (gene STX1B). Gene Ontology annotation, molecular function: SNAP receptor activity; SNARE binding. The coding region runs from base 58 to 924 and encodes 288 amino acids. Gene Ontology annotation, cellular component: SNARE complex; plasma membrane; endomembrane system. The transcript has 10 exons. The record is from RefSeq and is a predicted model, not a curated record. Lineage: Eukaryota; Metazoa; Chordata; Mammalia; Chiroptera; Vespertilionidae. Gene Ontology annotation, biological process: intracellular protein transport; exocytic insertion of neurotransmitter receptor to postsynaptic membrane; vesicle fusion.